UUGGUCCUCCCUGACCGAAACCCGGCAUCAGGUUUUCCAGCUGGUGACUAGUGGAGUUGCCUCCAUCCGGGCCCCCGCCUUCCCGGCAGCGGCGGCAGGGAGACCAGGGCUGCAGACCGGGCCUCUAGCCGGCUUUCCCGCUCGCAGCUCCCGAGCCGGCCCCUUUCCGGAAUCCUAUGUGAGACCCAGAGGGGCCCGCCGCACCACCUGCACCGCGGGUUCUAGGGAAAGGCGCCUCCGGCACUGGGAGGCCUGGUCCUGGGAAAGGCCAGGGGCAGGUGGUGCGCGGUGAACCCCGAGUCAGGGUCCGAGAGGAGAUAACUGCGGGGUGGGAUGGUGGCCCGGGUUAUACCACAUAGCUACCCAAUUCGAAUCGAAGUUUCUAGAGAUUGCUGAUGCCUUGUAAAUUUGGGGAGCGAUUCUAGACUGGGCUGUGCUCCCACUGUGUGGGUCAUGACUUGCUUCACAGCUCCGAGGUUACACAGACUUACUUAAAGGAAGUGACCUUUGACUUGAGCAUCACUUGGCUGAUGGUAUCUUUUGCAGAAAGAAGUGCCCUGAUUACAUGACUACUGUGCCCACACGGGGUCUGAGUCACCCCGUGAACUCACCAGUCUUCUGUAUUCAGCAGAGGGAGGUCAUGAACUUGCCCAAGAGAGAUGGCCCUUUGAGAAACACUGGAGAUUGCUAGCUGGGCUCUAGCAAAGUAACAGCCUGGUUGUGGCCAGUGGAUAAUUUUCGAUUCCGACUGUUCCCAUCCCUCACCUGUGAUGCAAAGCAAGGGGACACAACACGAGUGGCAAGCCACCGUGUCACCCAAUUUGGAUCCUGGCUUCCCUCAAAAGACUCUUAUGGCUAUUGCUUGAUUACCUUCUGGAGUAGCCAACUACAUAUAGAUAUAUAGAUAAAAGACUAUUGGUUUUGGCCUGAUUUUUUGCAGCCACCUUUAUAUAUAUGGAUUUUCCUUACCAAGGAUGAUGACUUUAAGUGUUAGUAAAAGUAUUUUUACAGCUCUCCUAACUAUUCUUCUCUGUAACAUUUCAUUUCUCAAAAUUAUUAAUUUUGAAAGGAUUUUAAGCUAAACAAUUCAGCAUGGACCUUGUCCUUUCUUUUCUUUCUAAUGAGACUAGCAAUGAGACUAAAUGUAAUUAAUGGUCUGUGAUAGUUGAAUUUUCACAAUCUGGUAAAAAUCUCCCCAUCCCCAUAAUCCAACCAGAUUUUGCUCUAGGGCUCAGUUCGGUUUUAGGAAAUGCUUCUAUUUUCAACGUAACGAUGAAAUGUUUGAGAUAUCCCUGGAGCAUUUGGAUAAUGUGAUAGUUGGGAUGCAGUGAUGUCGAAUCUCUGUCCACCACCAUCUCCAGCUGUUGCCAAGACAGAGAUUGCUCUAAGUGGUGAAUCACCUCUAUUAGCAGCUACCUUUGCUUACUGGGACAAUAUUCUUGGUCCUAGAGUAAGACACAUUUGGGCUCCUAAGACAGAACAGCUACUUCUCAGCGAUGGAGAAAUAACUUUUCUUGCCAACCACACCUUAAAUGGAGAAAUCCUUCGAAACGCAGAGAGUGGGGCUAUAGAUGUGAAGUUUUUUGUCCUUUCUGAAAAAGGAGUCAUUAUUGUUUCAUUGAUCUUUGAUGGAAACUGGAAUGGAGAUAGGAGCACAUAUGGUCUAUCAAUUAUACUUCCACAGACCGAACUUAGCUUCUACCUCCCGCUUCACAGAGUGUGUGUUGAUAGACUAACACAUAUUAUCAGAAAAGGAAGGAUAUGGAUGCACAAGGAAAGGCAAGAAAAUGUCCAGAAAAUAGUCUUAGAAGGCACAGAAAGAAUGGAAGAUCAGGGUCAGAGUAUUAUUCCAAUGCUUACUGGUGAAGUAAUUCCUGUAAUGGAGCUGCUUUCAUCCAUGAAAUCACACAGUGUUCCUGAAGAAAUAGAUAUAGCUGAUACAGUUCUCAAUGAUGAUGACAUUGGUGACAGUUGUCAUGAAGGCUUCCUUCUCAAUGCCAUUAGCUCACACCUGCAGACCUGUGGCUGUUCAGUCGUAGUAGGUAGCAGUGCAGAAAAAGUAAAUAAGAUAGUGAGAACAUUAUGCCUUUUUCUGACUCCAGCAGAGAGAAAAUGUUCCAGAUUAUGUGAAGCAGAAUCAUCAUUUAAAUACGAGUCAGGGCUCUUUGUACAAGGCCUGCUAAAGGAUUCAACCGGAAGCUUUGUGCUCCCGUUCCGGCAAGUCAUGUACGCUCCCUAUCCCACCACACACAUAGAUGUGGACGUCAACACUGUCAAGCAGAUGCCACCAUGUCACGAGCAUAUUUACAAUCAGCGCAGAUACAUGAGAUCUGAGCUGACAGCAUUCUGGAGAGCCACGUCAGAAGAAGACAUGGCUCAGGAUACAAUCAUCUAUACAGACGAAAGCUUCACUCCUGAUUUGAAUAUUUUUCAAGAUGUCUUACACAGAGACACUCUAGUAAAAGCCUUCCUGGAUCAGGUCUUUCAUUUGAAGCCUGGUUUAUCUCUCAGGAGUACUUUCCUGGCACAGUUUCUACUCGUCCUUCACAGAAAAGCCUUGACGCUAAUAAAGUAUAUAGAAGAUGAUACGCAGAAGGGGAAAAAGCCCUUUAAGUCUCUUCGGAACCUGAAGAUAGACCUUGAUUUAACAGCAGAGGGCGACCUUAACAUAAUAAUGGCUCUAGCUGAGAAAAUUAAACCAGGCCUCCACUCAUUUAUCUUUGGAAGACCUUUCUAUACUAGUGUACAAGAACGAGAUGUUCUAAUGACUUUUUAAAUGUGUAACUUAUUAAAUAUAUUUUGUCACCGUGAUGAUUGCCGCUGAAGUAGCUCAGUGGUGUGGGAAACAUCAUUCCCUUGGGUCAUGUCCCAGACUCCUACUUGGCAAUGCAGUUAAAGUUAGUUACACUACACUUGUCACAAGUCUGUCAAGGGAUGUCCGGUGCAUUGUUACAAUGGAUGCAUCUUUUCCUAGGUGUGCUGUCUUGAGAUACAGACUUAUGUUUACAGUUAGAGUAAAUGUUCCUGCUAUCUUUUAAAGAUACAAUAAUAAGAUAUGAACUUGACCACAACUACUGUUUUUGAAAUUUACAAUUCAUGGUUUACAUGUAUCAAAGUGAAAUCUGAGUUACUUUUCACAGAUAUAAUACUAGUUGACUUUUCAUCUCUUGGUAUUCCUUGGUAUGUAAGAUUACUGUAAUACUUUUAUAAUCAGCUGAAAGUUAGAGCAUCUGAAUCAUUUCAGUUCCACAAAAGGAACUUAGUUGGAACAUAGGUUAAGUAUUAGAAAGAAUGUAUUGAUCAAGCAGAUGUUUAAUUCAAAUUAAUUAUUAGAUCCUCCUUUGUAGACUGGGUAGUCCUUAGGGUUCAGUCUGUGUAGAAAUAUCACGCAGUAUGUAUAGUCCGGAUUAUGGUAAACCAGGCAGGGUAUUUGUGUGUGUGUGUGUGUGUGUGUGUGUGUGUGUGUGUGUUGAGCUCUGUCAAAGACAAUAGAGGAAAUUGGAUUUUAUGUUUUAGUAGUUAUUGCAAACUAUUUAAAUUAAUUUUUAUUAUUUUUGAGCCAAAUUGAAAUGUGUACCUCCUGUGCCUUUUUUUUUUCUUGGAAAAUAUAAUUACUUGGAAGAAGUUCAGAUUACACUAGUCAGCCAUUUUUAUCUUGUUUUCCUCCUGCGUAGUCUUACCCUCAUUUGGCAGUUGUAACUCCAAGAUUAUGAAAUGUAAUGGAGAAUAUACUAACUAGUAAGAUCCUUUUACAGGAACAGAGAACAAUAUCUUGUCCUUUUCCUUCUCAAAUUUCUUCCCUUACUUUUGAGGUUAUUGCCAGGUCUAUUUGCCUCUGCAUCAUGUGAGGAAAACAGGAGAAACUUUAUUGAUGUGCUAUUUUACUAGGUGCUACUUUGGCGGAACUAAGUGGUCAAUUUCUUUUGUUUCCUUAAUGUCUUUGGACCAUUGUGCUAGCUGUAAACUGAUUAAUAUAAUUCUUUGCUAGAACCGUUUUGACAUAAUAGUAUAUACAAGCAUAAAAAUUAUUUUUAUUUAAAACUGUGGAAGUUACACAAAAGGGAAAAGUAUUUAUAAGAAAGGGAUAAAAGUGACAGAGCCCCUCUGCCAUUGCUCACCAAAUGGAACCAAAACUAACAUGUUAUGUUCUGAAAGGUCCUAAUUACCUUUCACAUCACUAAUAAGAAGAGUGUAGACAUCUUGAUUUUUAGACACAAACCGAAUGAGAUGACUGGUGCUCUGUGGUGCACUCAUGAAAGAAUUUACAGAUACCACCUUAUUGUACCCCUUACUCAGUGCUUCUUAUGUGAUUGAUUAUUAAAGAGUGCUGACCGAUUAUUUUCUUUUGCUGGUUUAUUGUACUGUUACAUGGAAUGCAAGUUGUACAGUGAACUAAGUUAUUAAAGCAUGUGUAAACAUUGUUAUAUAUCUUUUCUCCUAGGUGGAGAAUUUUGAAUAAACUGUCUUUGAAA
This is a messenger RNA of Panthera uncia (snow leopard), 4472 nucleotides long. It is a transcript of the gene C9orf72, whose product is annotated as C9orf72-SMCR8 complex subunit. Lineage: Eukaryota; Metazoa; Chordata; Mammalia; Carnivora; Felidae. Bases 1331 to 2776 code for a protein of 481 amino acids. The record is from RefSeq and is a predicted model, not a curated record. Gene Ontology annotation, biological process: endocytosis; autophagy. The transcript has 12 exons. Gene Ontology annotation, molecular function: guanyl-nucleotide exchange factor activity. Gene Ontology annotation, cellular component: endosome; autophagosome.